Molecule: messenger RNA, 486 nt
Organism: Perkinsus marinus ATCC 50983
Lineage: Eukaryota; Perkinsozoa; Perkinsida; Perkinsidae
Exons: 4
Source: RefSeq, a predicted model, not a curated record
AUGAUGCUGUCUUGGACUAUCAGUAAUGAUGAUAACCUAUAUCCUGUUCUCUACUCUCCUCCUAGGCACUAUACUCUGGACUUCCUACGCUCAUUGAGGGAUCUACCUGAAUGCCAAGAAUUGCCUAAGGACCAUAACAUACCUACACAGAUCCUUAAGAACUCUAGGAUGGGCCAUAUGAAAAAGGGUGGUGAGGAUGAUGAUGGUAUGGAUUGGCGUAGAGAUGCAGAUAAGCAUAGGUCAAUGAGACAUAAGGACGGUCGCCGCAAAGGUGGCAAGUCUGGUCGCCAUGGUGGUGAUAGACGUCCUACUCCGGACCCCAACGAGUAUGUCGAACCACUUCAACAUUCGGAGAGCUCGUGGGCUACUCAACAGAAGCUGAAACUAGAGGCAGGGUCCCGUAGCCAAUCUGGUGAUGAGAAGGUGGAACGACAUAUUAUCGGCAUCCUUAACAAGUUGACUGUGGAGAAGUUCGAGAAGCUUGUG